Messenger RNA from Prorocentrum cordatum, 807 nucleotides. Lineage: Eukaryota; Dinophyceae; Prorocentrales; Prorocentraceae. The record is from the annotation of a GenBank genome assembly.
AUGGGGUGCAGCUCUGAGGCUGCUCCGAGAGGCACAGCGAUCACGCGUGCGAAGCAACACCGUCGUCUACACUUUCGCCGUCAUCGCGUGCGGAAAGGGGCGGCAGUGGCAGCACGCAUUGUCGCUGCUCGGCGAGGUUGCGGGUAUGCUGCUGGAGAAGAACAUCUCUUCAGCUACAGCGCUGGGAUCAGCGCGUGCGAGAAGGGCGAGCAGUGGCAGCGGGCGCUGGCACUGCUGGGCGAGGUGUGGGAGGCGAAGCUGGAACCCAACGUCAUCAGCUACAAUGCUGGGAUCAGCGCGUGCGAGAAGGGCGGGCAGUGGCAGCCGGCGCUUGCGCUGCUGACCGUGAUGCGGGAAGCGCAGUUGGAUCCCGACGUUAUCUAUCAGCUGCAACGCUGGGAUCAGCGCGUGCGAGAAGGGCGGACAGUGGCAGCGGGCCUUGACACUACUCAACGGUAUGUCGGAUGCGAACUUGGAGCCCAACGUCAUCUCUACAGCGCUGGAAUCAGCGCUUGCGAGAAGGGCGAGCAGUGGCAGAGGGCUUUUGCGCUGCUGAGCGAAAUGAGGGAGGCGGAGGUGAAACCCAACGUCAUCUACUAUACCAUCUAUAACUCUGGGAUCAGCGCGUGCGGGAAAGGAGGGCAGUGGCAGCGGGCUUUGUCGCUGCUCAGCGAGAUGUGGAAGGCGAAGUUGAAGCCCACUGCCACUUACUACACUUCUACAACGCUGGGAUUAGUGCGUGCGAGACGGGCGAGCAGUGGCAGCGGGCUCUGGUGCUUCUCAGCGAGAUGUGGGAGGUCAAGGUGA